Messenger RNA from Condylura cristata (star-nosed mole), 954 nucleotides. Its product is annotated as olfactory receptor 5L1-like. NCBI's taxonomy places the organism in Eukaryota, Metazoa, Chordata, Mammalia, Eulipotyphla, Talpidae. Gene Ontology annotation, cellular component: membrane. Gene Ontology annotation, biological process: G protein-coupled receptor signaling pathway; sensory perception of smell. Gene Ontology annotation, molecular function: olfactory receptor activity; G protein-coupled receptor activity; odorant binding. The coding region runs from base 1 to 954 and encodes 317 amino acids. The record is from RefSeq and is a predicted model, not a curated record. The transcript has a single exon.
AUGGAAAUUGAGGAGAACUGUACUGCUGUGACUGAGUUCAUUCUCCUUGGAUUAUCAGAUGCACCUGAGUUCAGGGUUUUUCUUCCUCUUCUGUUUCUUUUCAUCUAUGGAUGUACAGUCUUGGGCAAUCUGGGCAUGAUUGCAUUAAUUCGAGUGAGCUCUCGACUUCACACCCCCAUGUACUUUUUCCUCAGUCACUUGUCCUUUGUGGAUUUUUGCUACUCCACAACAAUUGUGCCAAAGAUGCUGGCUAGUAUCUUAAGCAAGGAAAAAGCCAUCUCCUUCCCGGGAUGCAUGGUGCAAUUUUAUUUAUUUUGUACAUGUGUAAUCACUGAAGUCUUUCUGUUGUCCGUGAUGGCUUAUGACCGCUUCUUGGCCAUCUGCAGCCCAUUGCUAUACAUGGUCUCCAUGUCCCAGAAACUCUCUGUGGGGCUAGCUUCUGGCUGCUACCUUUAUGGGAAUAUUUGUUCUCUGAUACACUUGUGUUUAGCUCUUAAGAUCCCAUCCUAUAGGUCAAAUGUAAUUAACCACUUCUUUUGUGAUCUACCACCCAUCUUUACUCUUGCCUGCCAUGACGUCUCUCUAAAUGAGCUCGUGGUGUUCAUAGUGGCCACAUUCAAUGAGAUCAUCAGCAUUGUGGUCAUCCUCACCUCCUACCUGUUUAUUCUCGUCACCAUCCUGAGGAUGCGCUCUGCAGAGGGAAGGCGCAAAGCCUUUUCCACCUGUGCCUCCCACCUCACAGCCAUCGUUGUCUUCCAGGGAACAAUCCUUUUCAUCUACUGCCGGCCCAGUACUGACAACAACCCAGAUACUGACAAAGUGGCCACGGUGUUCUAUACCGUAGUGAUUCCCAUGCUCAACCCCCUGAUCUAUAGUCUGAGGAACAAGGAUGUGAAAGAAGCGCUCAAAAAAGUGGUGAGCUCCAAAAGGGUUUCCCAGAGAUCAUUUUCUUAG